Molecule: messenger RNA, 1287 nt
Organism: Eutrema salsugineum
Lineage: Eukaryota; Viridiplantae; Streptophyta; Magnoliopsida; Brassicales; Brassicaceae
Product: zinc finger A20 and AN1 domain-containing stress-associated protein 6
Exons: 2
Coding region: 396-938 (180 amino acids)
Molecular function (GO): DNA binding; zinc ion binding
Source: RefSeq, a predicted model, not a curated record
AUAAGUGACACCACCAUGACGACAUUUAUUCACUAGUAUAAGAUUUGAUCGUGGACUAGUGGCAUUACGUGUAUAAAAUAGUUUACAUUUAUAUGAUAUAGUUCAUCUAUAAUUCGAUAUUAGUUGCAAUAACUUUCUUUUCAGAAAAAGUAAUCAAACUUUGGAAAAUAAACGAAAUACCGUUAUUUCUAUUUAAAUUUCAGCUGCGUUGUCUCUGUUUCGCCGUUGUUUCCAUCUUCUUCCUCUUUUUUCUCUCUCCUUUGGCUCUCUGUAUAUCUUCUUCUCUUCCCAAUUCAUUCGUUUUUGGAAAACAAGAAAAAAUCAGUGAAUCAUCUUCUUCUUCUCUCAAGAACAGAUUUUCGACGAACUUGAUCGAUUAAUUCUCUCGAGAAUCCAUGGCGGAAGAGCAUCGAUGUCAGACGCCGGAAGGCCACCGUCUCUGUGCUAACAACUGCGGCUUCCUCGGCAGCUCCGCCACCAUGAAUCUCUGCUCCAAUUGCUACGGCGAUCUCUGCCUUAAGCAACAACAACAAACCUCCAUGAAAUCCACCGUCGAAUCCUCCCUCUCCGCUUCCGCUUCCUCCUCCUCCGUAUCUCCUCCGUCAUCGGCGAUCGCCUCCAUCUCUUCUCCGAUGAUCCAACCUCUCGUCCAAAAUCCCUCAGCUGAAUUAGAGGUACCGGAGAAAAACACGCCGAUGACGGUGACUCCGGCGCCGCCGCAGACGACGGCGGAGCAGCAGAAACGGCCGAAUCGGUGCACGACGUGCAGGAAACGGGUCGGGUUAACCGGGUUCAAGUGCCGGUGCGGGACGACUUUUUGCGGGACCCACAGGUACCCGGAGAUCCACGGAUGCACCUUCGAUUUCAAAUCGGCCGGUCGCGAAGAGAUCGCCAAGGCGAAUCCGCUCGUUAAAGCGGCGAAGCUUCAGAAGAUUUGAUCGGAGCCGUUCGAUGCGUUGACUUUUCGUCGUCUUCCGUUUAAAACGCGUCCGUCUUCACGAGAAAUUCGGAUGGCGUUAGAAUGAUCUCAACCGUUCAUCAUUGGGGUCAUUAUGUAAAAGAUUAUGUAAUUUGCCAAGGGACGCGUGUCACGUUGUUUAGGAUGGAGACGUUUUUCCCUCAUCUUCCCAAUUAAUUUUCUUUUCCCCAGAAAAAGAAAUACUAAGAUUAUUCGCGUUGGCUUUUCUUCUUUUUCCGGCAUCUUGUGUGGCUUUUGCGUGUACAAAGUUAUUCACAACACCCAAAGAAAUACUCCUAAAUAAAUUUCUGUCUCCGUGCUUUUCCUUU